UGGAACUAACCAGUUUGAACACUUAUGUAGCUAUCUUUCCUUGCCAAACAACCUCACUUGCCUUUUUCAAGAAAAUAGUGAGAUUCUGAACACGUUAAUAGAAAGUUGGUGUAGUAACAAUGAAGUAAAAAGCUAUCUUGAAGGCAAGAGACAUGCUAUCAGCUAUGCAAGAGAAUCCAACAAAUUAAUUGACCUUCCGGACGACUACAGCUGCCUCAUUAACCAAGCAUCCAAUUUCUCGUGUCCAAAAUCAGGUGGUGAUAAAAGCAGAGCCCCAACAUUGUGCCUUGUGUGUGGGACCAUGCUAUGUUCUCAGAGUUACUGUUGUCAGACUGAAUUAGAAGGAGAAGAUGUUGGAGCCUGUACUGCACAUACAUACACUUGUGGUUCGGGAGUGGGCAUAUUCCUUAGAGUACGAGAAUGUCAGGUGCUAUUUUUAGCUGGAAAAACAAAGGGCUGCUUUUAUCCUCCUCCUUAUCUCGAUGACUAUGGAGAGACGGACCAGGGACUCAGACGUGGGAAUCCCUUACAUCUGUGCAAAGAACGAUUUAAAAAGAUUCAAAAACUCUGGCAGCAGCACAGUAUCACAGAGGAAAUUGCACAUGCACAAGAAGCAAAUCAAACACUAGUUGGCAUUGAUUGGCAGCAUUUAUAAUGAUUACCUGCUGAAGACUGGAACUUUAUUAAGAUUUUUUUAACUCAGUAAGCUUUUCAAAGGAGAGAUUAGGAAAAAAAGUCUGAGGGGGGAAAAAAAAACCAAACCAAACCCAGUCUUGUUAUUUAAUCUUUGUUUUACAAUGUAUUUCGUAAAGAUACCAGUUAACAUUACUCAAGUAAACUUCUUUCUAUGUAAGCAAGUUUUAUCAGUCCUAUAAUUUGCACUGUGCUUCCUUCACAGAAAUGUCUUGGGUUAUAAACCUGGGCAAAUGAACUUGAGUUUCUGAUAAAAAAAGAAUGACUCUUUUUGGAAGUCUGACUAUGAUUUUUCUUAUAAACUGCAAGAGAAAAAGACUGCUGAAACAGAAACUAGAUAGAGCACAAUUACGGAUUGUGUUUUGCCCCUUGCUAGUAAUCUGAGCCGUUUUAUUUAUUAUUCUGCAUUUUAAUACUUAAGCUGUGUGUACAUGCAAUGGAAUGAAGUAAGGAAGCGAACAAUGUAGCAAAUGGAUGUUUCUGUCUGCAUCAGUGGAUAAUUCACUCUUUCACUUGGUGUAUC
Molecule: messenger RNA, 1216 nt
Organism: Pelecanus crispus (Dalmatian pelican)
Lineage: Eukaryota; Metazoa; Chordata; Aves; Pelecaniformes; Pelecanidae
Source: RefSeq, a predicted model, not a curated record